Oncorhynchus keta (chum salmon) is the source of this 6549-nucleotide messenger RNA. RefSeq names its product protein Wnt-10a-like. The record is from RefSeq and is a predicted model, not a curated record. Gene Ontology annotation, biological process: cell fate commitment; neuron differentiation; multicellular organism development. Lineage: Eukaryota; Metazoa; Chordata; Actinopteri; Salmoniformes; Salmonidae. Gene Ontology annotation, cellular component: extracellular region. The transcript is spliced from 4 exons. Gene Ontology annotation, molecular function: frizzled binding; cytokine activity. The coding region runs from base 714 to 1877 and encodes 387 amino acids.
UUGCAAAUCCAAUGUAUUUUCCAUGUCACAAUACAUUAACAAAUUAAGUUGAAACAACGUUGAUUCAACCAGUUUAUGCCCAGUGCCUACUGGGCACAGACAUACAUUCAGCAUCUAUUCCACGUUGGUUCAACAUUAUUGUGUUAAAAUGAUGUGGAAACAACAUUGAUUCAACCAGUGUGUGCCCAGUCGGUGGGUUGUCCUCCUCUGCCGCUAUUAGUUACUCUGAGUGACGUAGAGGUGGGCUGGCAAAGUGCUAAGUGGUGUAGUUUAGAAAUGCUAUCAGUAUAAUCAAAUCAUCACAAGUCAACGAGACUCCAGAUAGCGCGCUGUUAGUACACCCACGACUUUCGGAUGUAUUCCAAUGCAAAUAUCUUGGCGGAGCUGUCGUACAAUUGUGCAGAUGUGCGAUAGCAUGGAAGAGUGUUUAGUCGUCUCUCUUCCAACUUAUUAUCUUCAUUCAAUAAGUUGACAGAUAGUGCAGUCAAACGAGUGUCGUUCUUUGAAUGACUUGUCCUGCAGUCGUUUGGUACGUCCAGCACUUUGUCAGUCUUGUAUCAGUUCUCAAAUCAGAUCCAUACUUGAGCUCAAGACCUGUCAUCCUCAAAGCGCGUCCCCCGGAACUCUGGAGUGGACAGAUAUUAGAGGGACAUAUAACUUGUUAUACACCGCUCUAUGUCAUUUAAUAUCUUUUGUCAAAAACAAGCGACACAAUGGAUUUCUCGUUCUGCCGCCUAAUAUGUCUAGUGAUUGCAAUCACUAUGUUCAACCAAAGGGUAGAUUCCAACAAGAUUCUUGGGCUGAAGAUCCCCAAUAUCGACCCCAUUCUCAAUGCUAACACCGUGUGCUUGACCCUGCCUGGACUGAACCACAGACAACUGGAGGUGUGCAUGAGAAACCCCGACGUCACCGCCUCGGCCAUCCAAGGCAUCCAGAUCGCCAUCCAUGAGUGCCAGCACCAGUUCAGAGGACACAGGUGGAACUGCUCCAGCCUGGAGACCAGGAACAAGAUCCCAUACGAUAGUGUGGUUUUCAAACGAGGUUUCCGAGAGAGCGCCUUUGCAUACGCCAUUGCGGCAGCGGGCGUGGUCCACGCCGUGUCCAAUGCCUGCUCCAUGGGGAAGCUGAAGGCCUGCGGCUGCGACGAGAAGCGGAGAGGCGAUGAGGAGGCUUUCCGCAUCAAACUGAACCGGUUGCAGCUGGAGGCCAUCCACCGGGGGAAGGGCAUGGUGCACGGAGUCAUGGAGCACUUCCCUGCAGACCUGCCCGGGCCUCAGGACUCCUGGGAGUGGGGAGGCUGCAGCCCGGACGUGGACUUUGGGGAGAAGUUCUCCAGGGACUUCCUGGACUCGCGCGAGACAUACAAGGACAUCCAUGCCAGGAUGAGGCUCCACAACAACAGAGUUGGCAGGCAGGUGGUGAUGAACCACAUGAGACGGAAAUGCAAAUGCCACGGGACAUCAGGAAGCUGCCAGCUGAAGACCUGCUGGCAAGUCACACCGGAGUUCAGGGUGGUAGGCUCGCUGCUCAAGGAGCGUUUCCACAUAGCCACCCUCAUCAAAGCGCACAACAGGAACACGGGCCAGCUGGAGCACGCCCACCACCCCACACACAGACGGCUCAACGAGCUGGUCUACUUUGAGAAGUCCCCGGACUUCUGCGAGAGGGAUCUGCGGUCCGACUCGGCCGGAACGCAAGGGAGGAUCUGUAACAAGACGAGUCACGAAAUGGACAACUGUGAAAGCCUCUGCUGCGGGCGAGGCCGUAACAUUUUACAGCAGACCCGCAGUGAACGAUGCAACUGCAAGUUCCACUGGUGCUGUUACGUGGUCUGCGAAGAGUGUCGAAUAACAGAGUGGGUCAGUGUCUGCAAAUGAAGAAAUGCCGAAAUGUAAUAAUCUACCUUUUUUUUUUUUUUAACAGAGAAAGACUGCAAUACACCCCUUCCCUUUGCAAUGGACUGCCAUUUCCAUUAAUAGAAUGGAUCGCACGAAAACAAGACUGGAAUAUAGCCAGUUCAAAGAGGUGCACAACCAAUGUGUGCACAGCAUGUGUCCAACCGCCACAGUUCCGAGACUCUGGAUCUGCACUGCCUUUCAUCUCGGAAAGGGUUUUUAGGAUACAUUAGAUGAAAGAUAGUGAGAUACUAUGGAUGGUAUUGAUAACUGAGCACUCAUUUAUUUAAUCAAGGCUUCCUGAAAAUGACAAAUGUUGGAUUUUGUUAUCUCUAGACUAAAACAACUGCAUGGGAUCCCGGUAAUUUAAGAAGAAGAAGACAAGCAGCAGUUGGGGAAAAGCUAGAGAUUGUUCCAGAAUGUUACAUCUACUCUUGCUAUACACAGAGCGACAGGUUAACCAUGUCAACUCAUUUCGAAUGUUUUGUAAUGUUUCAGGUUACAAAAUGUGGCAAUUCUAGAUGUCACUCUGCAAAAUGGCUACCUUGUCCCUCACAACAUUACAUUUGUCCAUACUGGCAACAAAUAAAAACAGGAAAUGUGGACUAGAGUGUUGACUGUUGCGGGUGUUCUCUUGCAAGGAUGGAGUUGGGAAGACAAGAGGAUCAGAUGAUCAAGCGAUAGAGACAUGAGUAGUUACAGUACACAGAACGGACAUGAGAAACAGCCCGAGGGCAAAUGCUGGAGCUGAUUCAUGUCUGGAAGGCUGAAACGAUGAAAAGACUGGACCCGUUGGUUGGUCUAUGCAAAAUCGGGUCAUCUAUAGCCCUGCCUUCACACGACUAAAUGUUGACAUGUAGUCGAUGUUAUAAAGCACUACCGUUAUCUCAUAGGUUUGACUCAAUGGACAGUUAGAAAAUGACUGGGUUGUGGUGGUGGUCCAAAAUAGGGGAGAGGUGUUUUUCGAUUGGGCACAGGGGUGGGUAUAGUGCGUUUAUUCUCUGGUUUACAUUCGCCAUUUUGCAGAUAUUAAUAUAUGAUUUCUUCCAUCCUAGCCAAAUGUCAUCAUCUGCUUGUGCUUCCCCUAUCGAGGUGUUUUGGUACUUCCCUGAUGCACUGCGCUUUUCCGCACGUUAAUUAUUACCACAGGUCAAUAUAGUCUACCAGUCUAUCUGUCUAUACUGCUAUCUAUCCACCAUUCAUAGUGACAAUAGUGGUAGGUGGAUCCUUUGCAGGUUGACGUAUAUUGUCUUGUCCUGAAGGCAGAAGUGGGUGAUGUCCCCUUAGAUUGGCCAGCUGGCAAAGUCAAAGUUUGCUAUAUUGUAAAAAUGUAUGAAAAUAAAAUGCUUUUUGAUCUUCAUUUUAGGUUAGAGUUAGGUGUUAGGGUUAGCAGUGUAGUUAAGGUUAGGGUUAAGUUUAGGUUUAGGUUAGGUUAGGAGCUAAGAGAGCUAAGUCCAGAACAAGAUGCAUGACAGAAAAUGUUAACCUGCGGAUCAUUUAUCCAGAUCUGAUACAUGCUAAGUCGCAAUCACACCACACAUAAAAUCAUUCAAAUCGGCACCAAUUUUCCAUAUAAGCGGAGAUGCCAAGUGCAUGAAAGGUCCUUCUGUAGCUCAGUUGGUAGAGCAUGGCGCUUGUAACGCCAGGGUAGUGGGUUCGAUCCCCGGGACCACCCAUACGUAGAAUGUAUGCACACAUGACUGUAAGUCGCUUUGGAUAAAAGCGUCUGCUAAAUGGCAUAUAUUAUUAUAUAUUAACAGUGAAGACAUGAGACACGCAACUCUAAAAGCUCCCGCAUGUAUCUGUUUUAGGGACAAUACAAUUAUCCUACCUAAACUAGCCUACAACACCACCAUUUCAAGUGAGUACAAAAUCCAUGCUCUCGGCUUUAAACUGCAAUGAAAAUGUAACUUGAAAAAGCCUUGUCAUCUGAACAUUUCAUUCCAUUAAUUCCAUUUGGAUCAUUUGUCGGUUUACUCUCGAUGCGCUGUCUGUUGCAUAUCAUCAUUCUCCCAAGUUGUCUUAUAAUAUUGGGGCCACAUAUCCUCCCAGCAGGCCCGGUUAUUAAGGAAAGCUGAAAAUGAUACUUCGGGAUAGACUUCCAGUCAUUGUGCUAACGCUAGUUAGCUUUGGCUCGCAAAACUACCUUUAACUUCCUUCAAACUGGACACAGAGACAUACAAGUGGUUCCUCUGACUCUGGGGAAGUAUAUAAAGGGCCUCAUUGCCAAAAUCCCAAUGUGUCCCUUUAACACGGCUCUGCCUUCUCUCCGAUCUGAGCGACUAUUCCUCGCGCACCUAGAACCUAACGCUUCAAUAUAGCUGAAGUAUUUGUCAUUUCGCUGUUAAAAUGUAUGACCUUUUAUGUGUGGCGUAAACACAACCGGUCACAAUGUUUUAAUCCGGUUAGGCUACUUCAAAAAGCCUCCUUUAUGCUACUUUCGCAUAUUCGUCCAAAAUAUCAUUCCAGCAUCCAAACUGCAGAUUGUGGUGUUAAAAUUGCAAACCAAGAAGUUGGUCUACUUUGCUUAUUGUUUGUGGUGCAUUGGUACAAAAACAUGUUUGUGAAAAAACAUGUUUAUUUAUAUAUAUAUAUAGAAUUAUAAAUAUAGGAUUUCCCCCGAGCUGAUCAUUGUCUGCAGCCGGUUCUGAUCGUAGUGUAAGUCUAAUGAAACAGGCAGGGAGAGUUAGCUGUCCGAGGUGGUCGUCAAACCCUCAACAUUCUGGCCCUUAGCCCUGCGUGGCACCGACUGUGCCACAAAAGCAUGCAGAAGUGGCAAAGUCGAUAUCCACGUUUAUAAUCACAGAUAUUGUGAUUUUGGUCGUAAACAUAAUUUUCUGUUAAUUCUGUGCCGGGGGUGUGCAUUUUAUUUUACAGUACAAGGGGAGGUUUGUGUGAAAAUAUUUCAGAUGUUGCGGAGGUGGGCUAUUCUUUUCUUUCUAUGACACCUCAAGUUGGACCAGCCCCCCACCCCCAGUACAUUUCUAACUGUCCCCAAUUAAGUUAGCUGUAAACCACCAUUUUGUACAGAUGAAUGGUUGAUGUAAGUUCUUCCAAACCGAAAACUCAAUGCAAAUAUAUGGUUGUCUAUAUUCUGUAAAAAAUCAUCAUAAUUGUUGUUUCAACUAAAUACUAUUAAGUAACUGGUUCCACAGCUUUUCUUUGUGUGUUUACACACCUUUUUCAGUUAAAGGGUUAACAUUUGUAGCUGGGCCCAAACUUGUGUUUGCCCAAAUGAUGUGUUUGCUUAAAUUGUCUCAUAUGUUCAUUCAACUAGAAAUUAUUAUUUGGGCAUCUUACCUAAAAAAAAAACAGCUUGUGGAACUAUUUAAACAGACACAGUGUGUUUAACCUACAUAUUUGACAGACAUUGCACAUGUUCAUUUAUAAAGUCAUUCAUAUUCAACAUGUCCUCUGAACUCACAACCUCUUGGUUUACGGCACGCUAAUCUUCCUGCUACACUAUCAUGUCUGUGUCAACGACUGAUUUCACCUGUACUGCUACACGUUGCACUUCACUGGAAAUCUCAGCUCUUGUUAAAAGUACACUCAAGAAAAGCUAUUAUGUUCGUCAUAGUGAUUCGGGAGUAACAUUAAAACAGAGUAAUAUGUUCCGCCAACAUUAGACAUCUAUACAGAAAAAACACGAAUCACUUAAAUAAGUCCAUCAAAUCAACGAUGAGAGAAUAGUUAGGUUAAGAGACAUGGUGGUGUAGCAGGAGGAUCGGAAUGAUAUCAACCAAGAGUUUGUGAGUUCAAAUCCCAGGUGCAUAUAUAAUCAUCCUGUAAAUAAACAUGCACAAUGUAAUUAUGUGUGUCAAAUAUGUGCAUUCAAAUCACUGUCAGUUGCACAGACUUUUUUUUUUUAGUUAAGAUGCCUAAGUAAUGUCUAGUUGAAUUAACAUAUGAGACAAGUUGAGCAAACACAUGAUUUUAAAUGGACAGCAUUUUUGUCAAAGUUGGAGCUUAGGUUUGGGCCAUAUAUAUACAUUUUCUGUUCAGGUAACACUUGGAAUGAAAAGUUGAGUAAACAGAAAAAUGUCUGGAACCAGUUACUGAAUAAUAAUUUGUUGAAACACCUAGAUUUGUGGGUGUUUUUACAGUGCAUCCUUGUUUGCUAAUAGGUCCAUUGUUUGCUAAUAGGUCCAUUGUUUGCUAAUAGGUCAAUUGUUUGCUAAUAGGUCCAUUGUUUGCUAAUAGGUCCAUUGUUUGCCUGGAUGUGUGUUUUAUUAUGAAAAUCGAAUUUCUGCAUAGAAUAUAUCAAAAUGCAUUUCAUCAAAAAAACGGUCAGUUAGGGUAAUUUAUUAUGAGCAAAUACAUUGGGUCUGUGUUUAAAAAAAAACAUUAUAUGUUACUGGUAAAAUGUUAGAUUAUUUUGAUGCAGAUUUAGUAGUUUGCACAUACAUUUUGCUCUGGAGAAUGUGUAUUUUGGGGAUAUAACAUAGCGAUAUUCAUUUUGUUAUAAAUGUAUUAUUUUUCGUCUUCGAUGGUCCUGGUUAUUUUCUAAGUUAUUUUAUUUUUGUGGACGACUUAAUAUUUGUAAAACAAUAAAGAACUAAAGUGAAUUUUAUUUUAAAGGGACUUUAAUGUGAAGACAAAUGAGAAGAGUACGUUUAAAAAAAUAUUUAAAAAUAAAGUGCAACAAUGGAUCUGG